Molecule: messenger RNA, 7181 nt
Organism: Lates calcarifer (barramundi perch)
Lineage: Eukaryota; Metazoa; Chordata; Actinopteri; Centropomidae
Product: serine/threonine-protein kinase WNK4-like
Biological process (GO): monoatomic ion homeostasis; protein phosphorylation; positive regulation of potassium ion import across plasma membrane
Cellular component (GO): cytoplasm; cytosol
Molecular function (GO): chloride channel inhibitor activity; ATP binding; potassium channel inhibitor activity
Source: RefSeq, a predicted model, not a curated record
UUCCGAUCUGCAGCAGUAGGCAUCACGUCUCCAACGGUAUGGCUCCCCCUGCAGGUCAGGCCCACUUACUACACCCCCCCCCGUCAUCUCCUUCAUUCAGGUCAAUCAAAUGUCGACAGAUUCAGAGAAACUGCCAGAGAAAUGUUUGUAUCUCAGUUCAUAGAAACGUGAGAGAUUGACGUCUUAAUCAGCGAGGUUCCAAAUAGACAAGAGGACAUCCUGUUCUCCUGCUGCUUUUGCACACAAGAUCUGAGCAGUAGAUGGACGUUGGCACAUGUUCAGCCAAUCAAUACAAGGAAAAAACAAAAUAAAAAAAAAACAACCUCUCUGAAACCCUUCCCUUGUUUUACAGUUUUACAGUGUUUUAAAAUCUUUUCGGACACCACUUAUCCAUGUCAAAUAAUACAAUGAAAUCCGUUGUAAUGAAAUGUUGUGGUUUUACAGAGAAUUAGUUUGCAAACACUCCACAAGUCAGACUGUAAUUACUCCCUCUGGAUCGCCCUGUUAGCGCGUCAAAAGCUGCGAGGGGCGGAGUUGGUGAGCGCGCACUGGGAGCGCACAGGCUCUGUUGAUAUAGGCAGCGCCGUCCUUUCAGCGGAGGUUAUGGCUGAGGACUUUGUAAAGAGAAGAGAGAAGAAGAGGACAACGGGGAUUAUUUGAUAGGAACAAUGCGUUAAUGUGCGUUUAUGAGAGAUAUAUUUUUUACACAGCGACUGUGAUGAGCUCUAAAUCAAGAAGGCGUUGAACCUGCUACAAUGUCACAUGCACAGGUUGAGAUACCAGGACGCGGUUUCCCAGGCCUCUCUGUGGAUAUGACCGACGACUGUUUAUCCCGGGUGCCAUCCGUGCUGAGGACGCACGGUUUGGGCGCGCGGAGAAACUCAUACGGGCUGCAGAAAAUUAGUAUGGACAUCGAUUCGCCUCUGUACAACGGCGCCCUCUCCAAAGCCCUGUCCUGGUCAGCCGAGAAUAUCCUCACGCUGCCCGAGUCCAGAGCAGAGGACGAGAAAACUGACGAUUCCCCGCCGUCUCCGUCUCCAGUUUCCAGCCCGGGGACCAGCUCCAACACUCCUCCGUGCAGCCAGGAGCCAGACGCCGGUGCCCUCACCGGUAACUGGGAUCCCGUCCCGAGAACCGGCGCUCAGGACGCCAGCUCGGACUCCGAAAAUGAACUUCAAAAUAAACAGCACAAGAUCCUGUCUCGCAUCACGUUUGAUACCCAGUGGGAGCAGGAGGAGAAAGAAGACGUGGAGACCAAAGCGGUGGCAACCUCACCUGAUGGAAGAUACCUCAAAUUCAACAUAGAGAUCGGAAGGGGGUCUUUCAAGACGGUCUAUAAAGGCCUGGACACAGAGACAACAGUGGAGGUGGCAUGGUGUGAGCUACAGACCCGUAAGCUGACCAAGGCGGAGCGGCAACGAUUCAGCGAGGAAGUGGAGAUGCUGAAGGGCCUGCAGCACCCGAAUAUCGUCCGCUUCCACGACUCCUGGAAGUCGACGGUGAAGGGCCACAAGUGCAUCAUACUGGUGACUGAACUCAUGACGUCAGGCACGCUCAAAACGUACUUGAAGAGGUUCAAGGAGAUGAAGCUGAAGCUGCUGCAGCGCUGGAGUCGUCAGAUCCUCAAAGGACUUCACUUUCUGCACACGCGCACUCCUCCCAUCAUCCACCGGGACCUCAAGUGCGACAACAUCUUCAUCACCGGCCCCACCGGCUCUGUUAAGAUAGGAGAUCUGGGGCUGGCCACUCUCAAAAGUGCCUCUUUUGCUAAAAGUGUCAUUGGAACACCAGAGUUCAUGGCGCCGGAGAUGUACGAGGAGAAGUACGACGAGGCGGUGGACGUCUACGCCUUUGGAAUGUGCAUCCUGGAGAUGGCCACCUCUGAGUACCCGUACUCUGAGUGCCAAAACGCUGCCCAAAUCUACCGCAAAGUCACCAGUGGAAUGAAACCUGACAGUUUCUACAAAGUCAAAGUCCCAGAGCUGAAGGAGAUCAUUGAGGGCUGCAUUCGUAUGAACAAAGAUGAAAGGUACACCAUUCAGGACCUCCUGGAUCACCCCUUCUUCCAGGAGAACACUGGCGUGCACGUGGAGCUGGCAGAGGAGGACGACAUGGUGAAGUCGGGCCUGAAGCUGUGGCUGCGCAUGGACGACACCAAGAAGCUCCAUGGGAAGUACAAGGACAACAACGCCAUCGAGUUUCUCUUUGAGCUUUACAAAGAUGUGCCUGAGGAGGUGGCUCAGGAGAUGGUCGUGCUUGGCUUCGUGUGCGAGGCAGACUUCAAGCUAGUGGCCAAGGCCAUAAGGGACAGGGUUACGGCCAUCAAGCGGCAGAGAGAGAAGCUGAGGCGGCAGGCAGAGGAGCGGAAGAAGAAGCUGGAGCAAGAAGCCAUAGAAGAAGAGCCUGAGCCUCAUCCCCCUUCGCCUAAAGUCAGCGAUGUUGUCGCAGCAGAGUCCCCCAUCCCAGCCCUGACGCCUCCGGCCCCCAUCCUGUCCCCCGUCACGAGCUCAGUGGACUCCGGUGUCAGCUCAAACUACCCUGCAGAACCAGAGGAGCCCGAGGCAGACCAGCACUUCCACAUCCGCCACAACAGCCUGUCCUCUGCUAACUCUGACUGUGAGACAGACGGCUAUCUGAGCUCCUCUGGACUUCAGGAUCCGCUGGAGGCCGGCAGCUUCAACACGACCCCUCCCACCAUGCACACCAACACCCCGACUGUAAACGGUCUCCCCAUCCCAGCGCUCCGCUUCCCCUCGAGUAUUGCAGUAUCCAACAACAUAGAACAUGGCAACUCAGGGCCCCCGAGUGGCUUCAACUCCCCCGUGGACAGCUAUGCCUCCGAUGUCACUUCAGGCUUGAGUGACGGCUAUGAGGGCCUAUCAGAGAAGAGUGACAAAACGGCUGCAAGGCGAACCGCUGCAAAGCUGUUCAGGAGGAGGGCGCGCUCAAGGCUGCGCAUCACAGGGCUCUCUGAUAAAGUGGACCGGGUGGUGGAGUGUCAGCUGCAAACACACAAUGACAAGAUGGUGACCUUCAAGUUUGACCUGGAUGGAGAUAACCCUGAAGACAUCGCUGCUGUCAUGGUGCACAACGAGUUCAUCCUCCCGUCGGAGAAGGAGGGCUUCAUCCACCGCAUGGGAGAUAUCAUUAAACGGGCCGAGGCUUUAAUGACCAAAGACCAACCGGUCCACUCCAGUGGGCACCGACUCCCCCAGCCGGCGUUCCACAGCGGGGUUAACUCAUUGUCCUCCUCACAGCCCAAUCUGCACAGUCACACCCUGCCUCGAACACACUCGUCCUCCUCUCUGCCUGACUUCAGUGUGGCUAACCCGAGUGUAGGGGCAUGUGGCUCUCCCCCAUGCCCCAAUGGAGACGUCUUCAGUGCAGACAUUACUUCAUCUGGGCGACCUCUAAUACGCUCGCAGUCUUUCCACAACGCCCCAGGGUCUCCUCUUCACUAUCAGCACCAUCACCAUCCUGCGUCUCUCCUGCCCCACCACCAGCACUACCAUGUACCCUUCAUGGGCCACACUCACUUCCCAUUCCCAUACCCAGGCUCUUCGAGUUCUCCCAAGCCAGCAGGGAUCCAUCCUCCCCUGACACGUGUAGCCAGUAACCCCACCUUCCCUUCUGUUCCCUCCCCAGCCCCCGGGUCCCCCAUACCUCCGAAUGAGACCCCAAGCCCUGGCAGCAGUGAGAGCAUCACCCUGUCCCCACCUGCCCCUCAGCAUCCCAACAUGUGGCCCCCCCACACACAGCCCUUGUUUUCCUUGGCUAAUGUCAUUUCCAUGGCCAUGAGCAUGGCUCAGUCUUUCAUCCCUCCCGCGAGCCUGCCCACCCAGGUGAUGCCCUCCUUUCCGGGCUUUCACCCCCAGCUACCCACUCACAUGGCCCCACAGUCCGGUUACCCCUCCAUCUACUCACAACAGUACCAAACCCCACCGGCAGAGGUCCCUUACCCCUCAGCGGGCGUCCCAGCACAGAACAACAUCUACCACAGUCCUGAGAAUACGCCUCAGAUGGAUGGAGUCAGUUUCCCCCAGAGCAGUCAUCCAAGCUGGCUGCAUCCUGCUCCUCCACCCUCCAUGCCUUCCACUCUUCCACUGGCUCCUCAGGAGCCUCUGCAGCAGGGUGGACUCUCCAGUCCCCCCAGCCUGACCCAGGAGGACAGUCUCAACAGUUAUGUGGACCCAUACUCAGCACAGGUUCCGCCCCAGGCUAAACCCAAACCACAAGUCUCCAGUUCAAACUCCUCAUCAGAUCUUUCCCCAUCACCCCCAGAGAGCCCAGAAAGCACUUUAUCAUCCUUCAGCACUCAGUUGCACCCCACCGUACCUACGAUGAAUGCCAGUAGCCCAAAACCAAAAGCCUCUUCCACUGAAUCUGAAGUCCAGUUUGCACCGGUGACUGUCGGGCGAUUCCAGGUGACACCCAGCAUGGAUAUCCCUGCGCCUGCUGCGCCUGUAGGUGCUGUACCUCCUGCACCACAGCCUGCAGACAGCGGCAGCACCCCCUCAGAGAGCAGCACAGAGGAACAGGGGGAGUCUGAGACCAGCCUGGGCACCUCCCUCACCAUGUCCCCUCCUCACCCACACCUCCACAGAGGGUCGACGGGGGUCCUCCAGGAGGUUGACGGGCAGCUGGGGUGGGCUGGGAGCCAGGAGCAGCAACAGCAGCAGCAGCAGCACCAGCAGCAAAACCAGGACAGAGGAGAAGAGGAAGAUGAAGAAGAGGAUGAAGAAGAGGAGGAGGAGGAGGUAGAGGUGGAGGUCGUUGGAGAACGACAGAGAACGAGGAAGAGGAGUCGGAGGAGAGCGUACAGCCUCAGUCUGAUGGGAACGUCUGCGGACAGCGGGCUCUCAGUGACGGCUGCUGAGAUGGAAGGGAGGCUGUGGGACGGAGCAGCAGGCAGCCCACAGUACAGCAACGCCCUUCACCACCUAUGGAUGAUGACUUACAACCGCAACGCUCCCUACCUAAGCAGCGAUGACUCGGACAGUGACGAUGAAGAAAUGCUGGAGGAGCUCCAAGAACUCAGAGAAAAACAUCUGACAGAGGUGCAGGCCCUGCAGGCUGCCCAGAAAAGAGAGAUUGAGGAGCUGUAUGAAAAGAUGGGGAAGGUUCCUCCCCCUGGCAUCGUGUCUCCUGCUGCUAUGUUAUCCAGUCGACAGCGCCGCCUGUCCAAGGGCAGCGGUUUCCCCUCAUCCCGCAGGAACAGCCUGCAGCGCUUGGAGAUGUUGCCGCUCCAAGGUAUCAUCAGGAGAAACUCCCUUGGAGGCAGCAGCAGCGGCUCCCAGGAUAAACCUAGCAAAGGGGUCACCUUUGCCACUGACAUUAGUAGAAUGUAAGAAACGUUCAGCCAAGCACGCUGUAUAUCUGGACUACCUCAUCUGAAGUGUGACUGCAGUGGUCAAACCCGUCCUAAAGGAGGAUCACUUUAACACUUUUCACUGGCACACGGAUCAGCAAAAAACUGCAUCACCUCUGCCAGGUCACAUGGUUCUGCCAGUGGUCAUUUACCUCAAAUGUAUAGAAACUUUUAUCAGCAGAGCUGGAUUUACACAGGAACUGUAACAUCCAGUUUUCAGCCCUUCGUCAGAUUUGGUGAAUUUGUUGCAGCUGAAGCACAGAAUAUCUACCCAGUCUGAAUCAUGUUAAAACUGUUGACUUUUGCUCUCUUGUAAAUAGAGUCACACCGAACAGUUCAGAAGUAACUGGCUUCAGUCCAGGCUGCCACACAGUACACUGCAAAAUGUCACAUCAGUUUGUUUUAAAUAUUUCCUCUGAACAAGCUUUUUGAAUUUAACGCAGUCAAGUGAUAGUCAAAGUGCUGUAAUUGUAGCAUUUUGAGCUACAGUACAGCAGCACCUGCUAUGACUCUGACCCAGAAUGAUUUGUAUAGUUGCUGUUUUCCUGCUUGUCUGACUCACUGCAGUUAAUCAGUCCGAGCACAGUAAUGUGAACCACAGCAAAGCUCUGACUCUCACUGACAAUUGUUGUGCACAGAUGACAACAUUAUGGAUAAUCUCACAAUUUAUUUGCUGUAGUUUGUUAAUAAUGUCUCAGCACCUGCUGACUGUACAGUGAAUAUACUCUGAUUGAUUACUGCCUUCCAGAGAGCAGUCUAGAUACAAUUACAGAUAUUUGAUUUAUUCAAAUAUGUAUUAUGAAAACAUUUUGUUGUAUUACGUCUUUUUUUAGUGGUUUUGACAUCUGAUAAGAUCACCUACAUACUAGACUCAGCUCUGACAUUUUCAAAUGUCGUGAAGGUGAUUUUUCAUGUUGUACAGCAGUACAAUGAGGAGAUAGCAUGAAGAUUACUGGAUCAGGAAGAAAAGUUGAACAACACUUAUAAAUGUUGGCAUGUAGCUAGUUUAAGCAGAAAGGUGCAGAAGCAUAGAGAAGAUCAAUUUUCAAACACUAUAGCUGGCUUAAAAUGGAAAAGAGGUAUUUUCUCAUAUCAAUUAGUUGUGAAAAAUCCACCUAGGUUUUAGACUACUGGCUUUCCCAUUAUUUGUUCAUGUGUAUAUAGUAGAGUGCAUUUAUAGAUCAUGUUUACAAGAGUAAACAAAAUAUUUCAGCAACCUUAAUUCUUGCUCAAGCAAAAAUCAUAUGUGUUGCUUGUUCCAUAGAUCAAGCACCUUGUGCACUUUAGUAAAUUCUACUUUGAUUCUCAGUCAUUUAACACAUUUGUGGACAAAACUGUGCUCCCUUGAGGAAGAGCUGAUAUGUUGUCCUGUUAUUUUUCCAUAAAGAGCGGUAGAGGAUAUUGUCCAGUUUAUGUUUGAUCACAAUAUUUCAUAUUGGAUCACAGCAAUGAUGAUCUACCUUCCCGCAGUUUUAAACAAUUAGUACAUUGAGGGACAUGGAGAAAUCAGUCCAAGCUGUGAAUCUGUAGUUGCCUUACAAAAAAAAAGAUAUAUAUAUAUAUAUUCACAAUACACACUGAAUUUUCCGGCAGUUGAACUCCUGCAAGAUUCGUAAUAUAUUAAGAGACAUUUCUAAAUUUUGAAUGUAAAUAUAUAAUUAUAUUGCUUUCUGAAGCUGCUGUCCUGCCAUGCUGAAUCUGUGCCUUUCCCUUAACAAUGUCUUAUUUUAUAUUUUUACUCUUGAGAUUUGGUGGCUAGAUCAGAACUCUGUAUAUCAAAUUUUGGCAAAAAUAAAUGCAACUGUAAAUACCA